Copidosoma floridanum is the source of this 3813-nucleotide messenger RNA. RefSeq lists its product as uncharacterized. The record is from RefSeq and is a predicted model, not a curated record. NCBI's taxonomy places the organism in Eukaryota, Metazoa, Arthropoda, Insecta, Hymenoptera, Encyrtidae.
AUGGUCGACUAUCAGACUGACAUCGAUAACCUAGUUAAGUUCAUGUACCUACGUAACACGUUGCAGGGGGAUGCGUUAAGUAAGGUGGCGAUUUAUGACAUAAGCGCGGGAAAUUACAGCAAGGCUUGGAAGACUUUGACGGAGUCCUACGAAAGAAAGCGCAUUCUAGUCUCAAAACACCUUGAUGCCAUUUUAGACAUCGUCCCACUUGAGUCCCCAACAUCUAGAGACAUCUCUAAGAUGGUUGAUGAAGUGAAACAACACCUGAACACCCUCCAAUCUCUAGGUGUUGAAGAACCCUCUCGUAUGGUAGUACGUUUGCUUGAAAGGGCCUUACCGCCCUCUAUUAGACAGAAAUGGGAGGAUUCUUUGACCCUAGAUGAACUGCCCACCCUCGAUCAGUUCUAUAAAUUCAUCGACGGAGUAGUGUCUAGGUUAUACACCAUGGAAACUGAUGUUCCCAGAGGAAGUGAGGCCGCAAGAGAAAGUGCAGUCGUUAAGCCCAACGUCGAACCUAGAAAGGCUAGAAAGGUCCAAGAUGGGACACGCGUUUUUGUUACUUCUGCUGAGCAAACUAGUUGUCCCCAAUUCAAAGACGAUGGGACUUUGUCAGAGCUCAUCGACUGUGCUUUAACUGUUUGCGGUCUCACCCCGAUUCAAAGGGUACAAACUCUCAGAAAUCUGACCAAGGUACCAAAAAUCCUCAAUCCACAACAAAGGUUUGCUCAAAAGCUCCAGUUGCAGACACAAACAUGCGAAACCUCGAUUAAGGGAUUUGGGGAAAUUGGGUCCACAUCUAUGGGGAGCGUUGAAAUUGUCAUCCAGUCUCGCAUCAAUAAGUUCCAAAAAACGUUAAACUGCCUUAUCGUCCCAAAUAUAACUAGUGCUAUUCCUAAUGAACCCUUUCCUCGAGAAGCAAUCGACAUACCUAAUGGGAUUCGAUUAACUGACCCACAGUUCCACGUUCCACGUUCCGUUGACAUCCUCAUAGGCUCAGGUGAAACACUCUCAUUCCUAUCCAUUGGGCAACUUCAUCUGUCAAGAAAUAAUUGCGGUUUGUAUUUACAAAAAACUCAGCUAGGGUGGGUAAUAAUAGGAGGCAUUAAGUCAAAUCCAGAGGGCGUUGCUACAUGUAAUUUGGUAGAAUUGAACGAACAGCUCACGAAAUUUUGGGAAUUGGAGGAGGUUAGUAAUCAGUCAGUUUUUACCGAGGAGGAGAGCGCAUGCGAAAAUCAUUAUGUACAGAAUACCAGACGUGAUGAUAGUGGUAGGUAUAUCGUUAGGCUGCCUUUUAAAUCACCAAGUUCAGAAUUAGGAGAUUCUUGUUCUAAAGCCUUCCGGCUACUGCAAGCUAUAAGACAUCGAUUUAAGGGUAAUCCUAACCUCGAAGUAGAAUAUACAAAGGUUAUGCAGGAAUAUGUAGACUCAAAUCACAUGACACUGAUAGAGGAUAAGGGUGCCGGGGGAUAUUGUAUGCCCCAUCACGCCGUUGUCAAACCGUCUAGUACCACAACGAAGACCCGAGUAGUUUUCAAUGCAUCUUCCAAGACCGAUAAAAAUCUUUCGCUGAAUGACAUGCUUAUGGUGGGGCCUACAAUUCAACCAAAACUCUUCAACCACCUCCUCAGGUUUCGCACUCAUACUUACGUCGUUACUGCAGACAUAGAAAAGAUGUAUAGACAGAUUUUAGUAGAUCCCCGGGACCGGCCCUACCAACGAAUUCUAUGGGUACAUCAGGGUAGAAUUAGGACUUACGAGCUGAACACGGUUACCUUUGGAGUAUCAUCCGCUCCCUUUCUAGCUAUUAGGACGAUUCAUCAGUUAGCAGAGGAUGAAAGGGCAAAUUUCCCUAGGGCUAGUGUUAUCUUAAAGCGGGAUUUUUAUGUAGAUGAUCUACUUACUGGGGCAAACUCUUUACAGGAGGUUUUACAGAUUCGGGAUGAGUUAAUUCAAUUGUUAGCUAGCGGGGGGUUUCCGAUUAGAAAAUGGGCUUCAAAUCACGCUCAUGCACUUGACGACUCAGAGGGGAGGGUCUUUAAAAUGGAUAGCUUAACAGAGGGGGAUCCGAUAGUUAAAACCUUAGGUAUAUCUUGGGACUCCCAAUUAGAUUGUUUUGCAUAUGUAGUUAAACGAAUAGAAACGCCCCAAACAGUCACGAAACGAGUCAUUCUAUCCGAAAUCGCAAAGAUUUUCGAUCCCCUAGGGCUUUUAGGGCCAGUCGUAUUCGCAGCUAAGGUCAUCAUGCAGGAUUGUUGGAAGGCAAAGGUAGGGUGGGAUGAAUCAGUGCCACAAGAACUACACACCAGGUGGCGUUUAUUUGUAGAGCAACUAGAUCGAUUAGAAGAAGUAUCGUUUCCUAGACAUCUUAUUUUACCCGGCGCAUUAGCGAUUGAGGUGCACGGAUUUUGCGACGCAAGCAAGCGAGGAUAUGGGGCUUGCAUAUACUUAAGAUCAGUUGACAGAACCAACCAGGUCCUCGUUCGCUUAGCGUGCGCCAAGUCUCGGGUAGCUCCAGUCAAGCAAACCACCAUUCCCCGGCUUGAAUUGUGUGGCGCUCUAACGCUAGUGAGAUUGUUUAGGGAGUUUCGGGAAUCAUUUGAAGUUUCGUUCCACAAGGUCGUGUUUUGGUCCGAUUCAGAGAUUGUUUUGCAGUGGAUUAAAAAACCUCCACAAGCCCUGAAGGUUUUUGAAGGGAAUCGUGUCGCAGAAAUCCAAGAGUUGUCGAGUAUCGUUGAAUGGCGUCAUGUCUCCAGCAAAAACAAUUUCGCUGAUGUUCUUUCUAGGGGUCAAGUUCCAGCCGAGUUCAUUCAGAAUGAUACAUGGAGUUCCGGGAUGAAAUGGCUGUACCAAUCAGAGGAAGAUUGGCCCAAAUCUGCGAGAGACCCCAACGUCGAACUUCCAGGAUUAAGGACUCCAACCUGUCUUGCCCUCACUGCUAAUGAAGUUCUGCCUUCAAAGGUCCCUAGGCCCAACCCCUUAUCACAGGACCCAUUAGGUUACAGGCGCUUUUCAUCCUAUCAGUCGCUACUUAAUUCACUUGCGUAUUGUUUGCGUUGGCGUUUUUCAGCUGAUCGAAACCAUGAUUCACUCAGGGUGGCCGAGAGAUCCAGAGCAGAAUGGAGAUUAUUGAAAUCGAUCCAAUCUGAACAGUUUGAAAGGGAAAUUCGGCAGAUCGAGAAAACUGGUUCUACAAAAAAUACGAAAAUAGCAGCGUUCAACCCCUUUAUCGAUCCCAACGGUUUACUUCGUGUAGGUGGCCGGCUUCGCAACGCGCAGAUUUCUGAUGAACAAAAAUAUCCAAUAUUGCUACCCUCUUAUCACCAUGUAACGGAUCUCAUUAUUCGCCAAACUCACCAGUCGUUAUUGCAUGCAGGAAUCCAGAGCACGUUGUAUAGAAUUCGUCAGAAAUUUUGGCUGUUAGAUGGAAAGAAUCAAGUUAGGAGAAUUGUGCGGCAUUGCGUCACAUGCGUAAAACAUCGUCCAGUAGCCUUUCAGGGAAAAAUUAACGAUUUACCCCAGGCGCGCGUGCAACAAGCUUCGGUCUUCGAACACGUAGGAAUAGAUUAUUUUGGCCCUAUCAACAUCAAGGAAAAACAGUUUAGGAAUCGUGUUAUUCUUCAAGCUUAUGGUUGCGUUUUUAUUUGCAUGAACACAAAGGCAGUCCACAUUGAGAUAGCGAGCGACCAGACUACCGAAGGAUUUCUAGAUAAUCGUCUUCCAGUAUGGAAAUUCAUCGUCAAGGCACGGCAGGACUUUUGGAAACGUUGGCACACAGAGUACCUCAGUAAUUGCAAAAACGACAGAAAUGGCUAG